Messenger RNA from Aureobasidium uvarum, 2241 nucleotides. NCBI's taxonomy places the organism in Eukaryota, Fungi, Ascomycota, Dothideomycetes, Dothideales, Saccotheciaceae. The record is from the annotation of a GenBank genome assembly.
AUGAUGAACAGCACAGAACAAUACCAGGAGACACACAGCGCGACAGGGCUCUAUCCUUCAUUGCCAGUCAGCUAUACCGCGAUCAACUGGCUUGGGUUUGAAGAUGGGCUCGGUAUGACUGGAUCGCUUGAUCAUGACUGGCAAUACCCUGAUCAUAUGUUUAACUUUUAUAUGCCUGCUAGUGAUACUCACAGUAUCUCUCAGGUGUCUCCUGCUGCCUCGAGGGAUCUGGAAACAGCAACUGGUGGCUCUUCUACUCGCCCCGACAAUAACGCAACGACCCCUCACGAUGCAGCCACGACAAGUACCUUGGGUACGGACGANAACCCCGCGACGCCUGGACAAUUCUACGCCGAUGGAGGUACAGCUCGACUGCCACGAAUGAAGAAGCGAAGGGCCACGUCAAGCUAUGCAGUUCAUGAGCAUUCGAGAAAGAAAUUUUCGAUGUUGUUACCUGCUAGUCUGACAUGCGCGCCCUCUGAUGACCACUGGCUUGACGAUCAAGGCUACGCUGAUCUCCAAUCGCAUUACUCAAACUUCUGCACCUCAGCCGCAACACUCUUUGCACCAUUUGAAAAUGUCGACUUUCCUCACAAGACCCUGUUCGACUAUCUGUGUGGUCUUUAUCUUGAGAACUUCAGCUCGAUACUCCCAUUUCUCCAUGUCUCAACCUUGAGAGUGCAAAGACAACAUCCUCUUCUCGUUCUGGCUAUGGCCGCGAUAGGCAGUCAUUAUCUCAAGGAUCAGAACGUCAGUCGAUUCGUACUCUCGAUGCAUGAAUUCAUGCGGAGAGUCCUGUUCUUCGCUCCUGAAUCUUUCGAUGGUUUUCAGCUGGAUCUUGUAAAUCAAUUCCGAAUCACUUUGCUGCAUGCUGUCGGUGCUACAUACUGUGGUGAUGAAGCUCUGAGAGAUCAUGCCUUCGCUCUUAGGCUAAGACUUGCGACCUUCUUCGUCAGUGUCAACAGCUCACAAGCGACAACAGCUGGAGCACAGGACGAUUGGCAUCAUUGGGUUGACAGAGAGUCGUCAGUCCGUCUACGGCACUGCACAUGGCUUAUGGACUGUAUGUGGUCGUUCCAAUCUCACACACAAACGAUGCUCACGCUUAGCGAUGCAACGCUUGCACUACCGGCGCACGAGAAACUAUGGAACGCUACUUCAGCAGCUCAAUGGAACCAUCUCAUGCGCAACAGGGAGGUUCCGAAGGAUUUAGCUCCAUCUGUUGACGAACUGUAUAUCUCCAAGAACGUCAUGGCGGAUGCUGGUGAAUUUGCUCGUAUACUGCUAAUCUACGGGCUUCAUCGGCGUCUGUCAGAAGUCGCAGUCUAUCACAGUCAGAAGUUGUCGCAUUGGGUCUCGAAGGAGCAAAAUCCAGCAGAGACUGCAGUCAUACCAGACACCCCUAUCUGGCUCCCAUCACUUCCUGUGUUCAGACAAUGGCAAAAUCUCACAUGCGAUAGUCUGGACGUCUUGCAUUGGACAGCCAACGCCACAAUCGGAGAAGCAAGCGGUUUUGAACAUCCCACUGUCUUGCAUCUGCAUCUUGCUCGAGUCGUCUUGCUGACGCCGAUCCGAGAAAUUGUGAACCUUGCACGCUAUCUUGCUGGUGACAAAGGCGCAAAGUCGGAGGCUGGGGUGAUGGUAGAUCGGCAAGCUGUACACAGAUGGGCUAUCCAGCAUCAGUACAAGGCACGAUUGGCGGCUAUACAUGCAGGCGUGGUUUUCUGGCAUGUUCGAAGGUUUUCAGCAAACGCAUUCUACGAGCCCACGGCUGUCGCCCAUGCAGCCCUAGUACUCUGGGCGUUUAGUGCAUUCUCUUCAAAGACAGCACCGCCACCUGAUCUGUCAAACGAUGGACCUCCUCAUGCCGCACAUGCAGACACAACUGUCGAGACAGACUGUAACACUUCGGACAGCGAGAGCUCGUCAGACACCAUCAUUCUUCUCGACCGUCCAGCAGAUGACGAGAUUGUGCAAGAGUUUGUCUUGAAUGGUCCUCGCAUGAGGGCUAACAUGACGGGGGUUGGUGAUUUGUACGGCGAGAAAGGGCCAGAGCGUGUGGUCAGGGAAGGAUCAAAGAUACUCAAGACAUUGGGCUGCUGGCGAGUUUGGGAGUCUUGGGCAAAGGUAUUGGAUAGGCUGGUUGUUGUCUGUAAACGCGAGAGAAAACGAGCCAGGGAGGUGACUGCAUCGAACGGUCAGGCCAUGUCAGUCUCGAGCACGAGAGAAACUGGUGAGUGA